CUCAGCGAAAUCUUCAGCACCUACGGCGUAAUCGCAGACCUGGACAUGCCUCUGAACAAAUCCUUCAACACAAACCGCGGGACCGCUUACGUCCUUUACGCAAACCCCGAAGCCGCCGAGCGAGCCAUAGCGCACAUGCACGAAGGGCAACUGGACGGCGCAAAGAUUGGCGUGAGCAUUGUAUUGCCU
Messenger RNA from Aureobasidium namibiae CBS 147.97, 189 nucleotides. RefSeq lists its product as uncharacterized. Gene Ontology annotation, molecular function: RNA binding. The transcript has a single exon. Gene Ontology annotation, cellular component: nucleoplasm; cytoplasm; ASAP complex. Gene Ontology annotation, biological process: mRNA splicing, via spliceosome. The annotation marks the transcript as partial. Lineage: Eukaryota; Fungi; Ascomycota; Dothideomycetes; Dothideales; Saccotheciaceae. The record is from RefSeq and is a predicted model, not a curated record.